This is a messenger RNA of Pecten maximus, 764 nucleotides long. RefSeq lists its product as uncharacterized. The record is from RefSeq and is a predicted model, not a curated record. Lineage: Eukaryota; Metazoa; Mollusca; Bivalvia; Pectinida; Pectinidae. The coding region runs from base 1 to 648 and encodes 215 amino acids. The transcript is spliced from 5 exons.
AUGACCGGUCCAGUUGGACACGGAUCUGCGCAGGCAUCCGUGUGUAAUUCCUACAAUGCCAUUCAGUGGCUGUAUUGUCUGCAAAUAAGGCCUCCGACUCCAGAGGAACGUGAAAGACUAUUUAGUAGUGGAUAUCUCACGAGAGAUGGUUUAGAAGUGUUCCUCAAUGUUUGGUGUAGCACACUGCAGCAGUAUGGUUCAUGUAUCUCUUCCAACACCCAACAAUGUUCGAACCAGGAGGAACUGCACCAACUACAUCUUGAGAAUGGAGGGCUGUGUACGGUUAAUGGGGAAGUCGACCCGCAGGUCCAGCCCUUUUUGCAGAGGUUUGUACAAUUGGCUUUAACAGGAAAUUGUGCCAUGUUUUGGAGAACGGUCUUCAACCCGUGCUAUCCGCGUGGAAACAGCGAGAUUCCUGACAGGCCAGAUUCUUCAAUGAAUAUCUCCAUGGGCAUUGAAUGGUGGACAAGAGCGCGGACUAAUACAGUCCGGUGCAUUAUGCAGAAAGAUACACCGCCACCUCCAGACAGUUGUGAAGGGACGACGGAAGUCGAUGCCAAGAUCUUCGAGGUGCUCAGCAACCUCUGGUCGAAACCUUACGGUGUCGGAGCCCACGUCGACAUAUCGGAGUUUAUUGAUCAGAUAUAACCCCAAAACAGAUAAAGAUUUACCCUCCCGUAAUAUCCCAGUAUAUGUUGUGAUUAUUGUAAUCUAUUUUUAGGGUUUUAGCAGCUAUUGUCAGCGCUUUUGAGAGAUGGGCACGC